Messenger RNA from Naegleria lovaniensis, 2103 nucleotides. RefSeq lists its product as uncharacterized. NCBI's taxonomy places the organism in Eukaryota, Heterolobosea, Eutetramitea, Acrasida, Naegleriidae. The record is from RefSeq and is a predicted model, not a curated record. The transcript has 2 exons. Bases 1 to 2103 code for a protein of 700 amino acids.
AUGAUUAGUGUUCUAAACGGUCAUGGCUGUGGUGAACAUGUUGAUGUAUUGAGUGUUGUUGAUGCUGCUGAAUGCCCUCGAGUCACUACCCCAAUCACAAUCAUGAAAAGGAAGAACAUGGCAGAACCAUCUUCACCAUUUCCAUGCCAAGGGCAGCAACAGCAGCAUGAUGAAGAUCUUUUUGACGACGACAAGGUCAUGAUGAUUCGCGAAGUUGAGUUCGAAAAAGAAAAGCCUCUUGUUGUUACGCAGAGUUCUUUCGAUUAUAUUUCAACUUGUGGUAUUACUACUACUACGAAUACGGAAGGCAACAACAACAAGCAGCACAGUCUGAACACUUCAGAGAAUAGCAGCAACAAUAGAGAGAAUCCAUCAGAACAACAACGAGUUCAUGUUGAGGAAUUUUCAACUUGUCCGAUGAUGAAUGGUCCUUUAUUACAACAAGAAACAACAAUAACCACCCUACCGACAACACCAGACUAUAAUGAGAGUGUCGUUCAAAUCCUUUCAUCCUAUCCUAGGGAUGGUUCUCUGGGGUAUGGUUGGGUCAAGCCUAACGCAUCUUCAUCAUCGUCCUAUAGGAGCAGUCAAUACUUUUCCUCUUCGGUGCCUUCGUUUCCGACUUCUCCGAUACCGCCACCAACAACAACAUCCUUCGGCUCGACUUCUCCAAUGAAUAUGACCAGUACUAUUACUACUACAAGUACAAACAACUCUGUACCAUUAUCAUCCUCCACCUCGUUCAUCAUGACAAAUUCGACCACAAGUUCCAUGAUGGGCAUUUCUGCAUCCUCUCAGAAACAAGACGAGGUCGAACAACAAUCUCUGCAACACCAAUGGCGUCUGUGGACUGCCUUACAGACUCAUCUCCGUCAAAUCUCACUCGGUAAACCUCAUACAGCACGACUCAUUUCGACUUUGGCAGAGUUGGCUCGAUUAGACGAAAUCGAAGAAGAAUUGGCCAAAAGUUUGCCCAUCACGAGUAGUGUCUUUGAAAGUAGUUGCAGCAACAAAACUGCAUGCAAGGUUAAACCCUUAUUUACCUCACUCGAUGAUUGGAAAGCCAUUGAGAGAGAAUUUUCUGAUAUUUUAAAUUUGGCACUACCAUCGACAAGUGGCAUUCGAGGCGACAGUAACAAUCAAGAGGAUGUAAUGGAUGAACAAUUGAAGACAGAACUGAACCGUCUCUUGAUGGAUUUUGAAGAAUUUCUUUGCUUGCUACCUCCCAUGACACAAUGUUUAUGUGACCGCUCACAAUUGCAUUGCUGCAUUUGUGGUCAUUCGAAUUAUGGAUUUGCAAGAGAUUUAAUUUUACGACAAGCGGUCGAGAAUGGCCAUUUUGAUCAAAAUAAUGACCUUGGCCACCAGAAUGACAACUCCCAAAAGCAACGAGGCUCCACCGAGACACUCGUGUUUCCAAGUUUCACCUCAACUCUCAAAGGUAAAAAGGUCAUUGCAGAAAAGAAGAAGGAAAUGAAAAUGGACUUGUUAAAAAAGCAACAACAAAGGCCUGAAAAUCUAAAUUCCAUGAUCAUGCCUCAAUUCUUUUUGCAUCCAUCUUCAAUAUUAAGCACUUUUACUCGAGGUGGAAAUUUUGGUCUCACUGAUUCGGGCGCAGCGGCCACUACGACAGCACCAGAGAGCGGUAUUUUGUCAUUAAUGAAUCCGAUUCUUAGCAUUCCUUCAACAUUUUGUUGUGGUGUCACCUUUGAAGUAUUCUUUCGGGUAUUCACAGAGAGGGGUCAUUCCAAACUUGAGGACUAUUCUACCAUUCCUGAAUUGCUAAAAAUUAAGAGAGAUUGGUUUUGUGAGAAACAAGAGACUGCAGAAAAGGACGAUGAGUCCUAUAAACAAGGUUGCUACAAGGCAUUGAUGUCACGAGGUCUUGGCAAGCACGUGAAUACCAUAUUCGAAGCUAAGAAAGGUGAUUUUAUUCAAUUUUGGAGAGUGAAUGGAACUGGUCAUAGUGUGAUAUUCGUGGGCCUGAAAGAGGGCGAAACAAAGUUUGAAUAUUGGUCCUCUCAACGCUCCACCAAUGGAGUUGGAUUUAAUACGGAAACCUUGUCCGGCGUUGAACGAUUUCACAUUGUGAGAUUGGUGUAG